This is a messenger RNA of Triticum aestivum (bread wheat), 2535 nucleotides long. Its product is annotated as F-box protein At4g22280. Bases 398 to 1678 code for a protein of 426 amino acids. Gene Ontology annotation, molecular function: protein binding. NCBI's taxonomy places the organism in Eukaryota, Viridiplantae, Streptophyta, Magnoliopsida, Poales, Poaceae. The record is from RefSeq and is a predicted model, not a curated record. The transcript has 3 exons.
CACUCGCCUCCUUUUAAUCCCGUGAGACCGGGACCCCGCAAGCAAACCAAGCUAGCUUCUCACUCGAAGGUCCUGCGAAUCUUCCAUGUCGCACACGCAUUUCUCCAACUCCUCAACCCGGAUGGUCUCCAUGGCGCUCAAUUGCUCGUAUCAGUAGCGACCUUCGCGUCGUUGGUCGGCCUCUGUACGUUGAGCAUCGCGUCGUCGCUCGUAUCAGUUGCCAUUCUAUUCUUCCACCCUCGGCUCCGGCGGGAAAACUGCCGGCGGCGAGGUGCGGCGGUGACCCCGGCGGUUCCUGCUUCUGUCUCCGCUCUUUGCCACCACCCACGCCGGCAUUCCUUGAUCGUGUCUUGUACGGCUGUGCCGCAGCUUCGACGCCCGCCACCUGUUUGACGGAAUGCCUCCGCCGCAAGAGGGCAAGAGGGCCGCUCUGGCCUGCGGCGGGGACGUCAUCGGCGCCCUUCCAGACGAUCUCCUGCAGCACGUCCUCUCCUUCCUCCCGGCGCAGCAGGCCGUGCGGACCUGCGUGCUCGCCCGGCGCUGGCGCGGCCUCUGGAAAUCCGUCGCAGGCCUGCGCAUCACCGGUGGCCAGGAGUCGGAGGUGACGUUCGUCCAGGAGCUCCGCGAGUUUGUGAACCACCUUCUGCUCCUUCGCUGUCGAGCGCAAAUCGACACGUGUGAGCUCAGGUUCGCUGUGGUCUCCGACGACGACGUGCCCCGUGUGAGCCUCUGGAUCCGGCACAUUAUACUCUGCCAAGUUCGGCUGCUCCGGCUAGAUAUCUCUCGGGACGGCUAUGGUGUUUACUUUUAUGUAGACAACCUGCCUCUUGCCUCUCAGCAUUUGACGAGGCUAGAGCUUAUUGACACAGGGUUAAAUGACAGCUUUCUUGAUUUUGCCGGCUGUCCGGCGCUGGAAGAUCUGGUAAUCAUCAAUGGCUGUUUCGUCCAUGUCAGGACGAUCUCUUCAACGUCUCUAAAACGCCUGGCCAUCGCUGAUAGCAGUUUCAAUCAGCAUGCCCGUACUCGUAUUUAUGCUCCAAGUCUCGUUUCUCUACGACUAGAGGACAAUUGGGACAGGACUCCUGUGCUUGAGAGCAUGCCGUCGUUGAAGGCUGCAUUCGUCAGAUUUAUCAAGGAAUCUGUGGACAGGUGUUUUUAUUCCGACUCUUGGGACUGCCACAAUGAGGACUGUCAAGGUUGUUAUGAUCUACAGGCUGUUAAUUCUCAUGACUCGGUGCUUCUCAAAGGUUUAUCAGAGGCUGAGAAUUUGACAUUGAUAGAUGAACAUGACACGUUUAUUUUCAGAAGGGAUUUGAUAUGGUGCCCUACAUUUAGUAAGUUAAAGACUUUGUUACUCAAUGAAUACUGGUGCGUGCCCGACGACUUCCACGCACUAGCUUGUAUUCUUGAACACUCACCAUUUCUGGAGUUUCUCACUCUUCAUUUCUUUUCCAAGGGACCUAAUCAUAAAGUGGAAAUUAAAGGAGGUUACAAUGCAGUGGAGAGCUCAGCUGCAAUAUCAAAACACCUUAAGGCAGUCGAAGUCAAAUGUAACUCUGUUAAUGCGGAAGUUCUCAAAAUUUUGAAGUUCCUUGGUACACUUAACAUAUGUAAGCUAACUAUCAACAGUCAUCACUCUUUCUACAUUUCUGCAGUUUGCCUUCAUUUACGGGGAUGAAAGAAAACAGUGAAGAGACUCCUAGGUCACUAGAAAAAGUGAAUGUUAUACCAAAUCUUUUGAGUAAUGAGAAGCCUGCUCUGCAUUUGGUGGGUGGAAAAAAACUCAAUGUGCUGUUUGAAGUGUUAACUACAGUGCUGUUUAGAUUGAAAUGCAUUGCAGAAAUGGUAGCACGGCAUGUUGACUUUGUUGAAAAAUUCUUUUUUUUUUUUGACUAUACACAGUAGGGCAAAACCCCACUGCAAUUUUUAUUAAUCUAAAAAAGUAAAGUCCCAGAAAGGAACCAAAGUACAAAAGGCUUGAGAUAAGCCAAAGAGGAAGCCAAAAAAAGGAGAAAAGAAAAAACUAACAACUAAGAACUAGGAUUACAGAACAAGAUUAUCCAGCCAAAAACAGUAUGCUCCAGCAUAGCUCUUUUUAACUCUGAAUCUGAGAAGAGAGAGCUCCUCCAUGAAGAUGGCUGACUUUUGUUGAACAAUUCUGACUUUUGUGGCUCCUAUUCCAGUUGCAAUUCAGUUUGUUUGCUUGUUGACUUACAAUGUUAACAUUAUGGUCUAUAAUUAUUUGCUAGGGCCAUCUGAUUCUUCAUAAUUAGACAGAUUGUCGGAAAAUCCUGUCAUGAGUAUUUAUUGUUAAACGAUGGGAUGCCAUUGCUAGAAAGCUAGUCCCAACAAUUAAUCAAGAUCUCAACUCUAACCAGAUGUUGAUAUGUGCAAACUUUUGGGUAAUUAGAUUAUUCUGCAGUUUGUAUGUGAAAAUAUGAAAAAUUAUGGACUGAAUCUUGUGGCCCAUUGUUUACUUGUCAAGGAGCUGAAAUUCCUUGUUUCCCAAAUGGCACCCCCCCGCGAACUUCUCAU